AUGUUGAAGUUUAUUGCCAUUGUUGUCAUAUCGCUCGCCGUAGUAUCGGCUCAGAAUCACCACAGUGAACCAGAGCGAGGGAGUAACCAGGAAGGGGUACACAAGGACUAUUACACGUAUCCUAAGUACACGUUCGAAUACGGCGUCAAGGAUCCUCACACCGGAGAUCACAAAAGCCAGUGGGAAACCCGCGAUGGUGAUGCUGUUAAGGGCGGUUACACUGUGCAUGAAGCUGACGGCUCUGAGCGUGUGGUUGAGUACACAUCCGAUAAGCAGAAUGGUUUCCAGGCCCACGUUAAGAUGAUCGGUGGUGCGGAUCAUCCGCAAGCGCGAGGGGAUUAA
Toxorhynchites rutilus septentrionalis is the source of this 342-nucleotide messenger RNA. RefSeq names its product cuticle protein 19-like. Gene Ontology annotation, cellular component: extracellular matrix. Lineage: Eukaryota; Metazoa; Arthropoda; Insecta; Diptera; Culicidae. Bases 1 to 342 code for a protein of 113 amino acids. The transcript has 2 exons. The record is from RefSeq and is a predicted model, not a curated record.